Molecule: messenger RNA, 935 nt
Organism: Oxyura jamaicensis (ruddy duck)
Lineage: Eukaryota; Metazoa; Chordata; Aves; Anseriformes; Anatidae
Gene: RNF166
Product: ring finger protein 166
Exons: 5
Coding region: 80-574 (164 amino acids)
Biological process (GO): ubiquitin-dependent protein catabolic process; protein polyubiquitination
Molecular function (GO): ubiquitin protein ligase activity
Source: RefSeq, a predicted model, not a curated record
CCGUGUCCCCCCCAGGUUCUGCGGGGAGUGCCUGCAGCCCUGCCUCCAGGUGCCGUCACCGCUCUGCCCGCUCUGCCGCAUGCCGUUCGACCCCAAGAAGGUGGAGAAGGCCUCCAGCGUGGAGAAGCAGCUCUCGUCCUACAAGGCCCCCUGCAGAGGCUGCAGCAAAAAGGUGACCUUAGCCAAAAUGCGCUCUCACGUCUCGUCCUGCGCGAAGGUGCAGGAGCAGAUGGCCAACUGCCCCAAGUUCGUCCCCGUUGUCCCCACAUCCCAGCCUAUCCCCAGCAAUAUUCCCAAUCGCUCCACGUUCGUCUGCCCGUACUGCGGGGCCCGGAACCUGGACCAGCAGGAGCUGGUGAAGCACUGCAUGGAGAACCACCGCAACGACCCCAACAAAGUGGUGUGUCCGGUGUGCUCGGCCAUGCCCUGGGGGGACCCCAGCUACAAGAGCGCCAACUUCCUCCAGCACCUCCUCCACAGGCACAAGUUUUCCUACGACACCUUCGUGGACUACAACAUCGAUGAGGAGGCAGCACUGCAGGCUGCUCUGGCUCUGUCUCUCUCCGAGAACUGAGGGCUGCUGCGGAGAUUCUCUUCGCUUCGGACCCCCCCUCACGCCCUUUUUGCACACUCGACCUUCCCGCCGGGGAGGCACGGAGCUCGUGGCCCCCCCAGACCCACCGCCUCUUCCCUCUUCUCUCCGGGCUGAUCCCAGCUCCGUGAAGAAGGCGGAGACCCCUCGGCGUCACGGUGGAGCGAGCAGAGACGUCGCUGCCGGGAGGAGAGAGGCGUCCGUGCCGAAGGGCUGGGAUCCUUCCUCGGCUCGGAUCCGUCCCCGGAGCGUAUACCUGUCCCCAGAUCUAUUUAUUACCAGAUGCUUUUUGGCACCAUCCGUCUUCGUGCUCUUCGUUGCAGUUUGCUAGGCACGUGAAAAA